This is a messenger RNA of Argiope bruennichi, 661 nucleotides long. RefSeq names its product 39S ribosomal protein L48, mitochondrial-like (gene mRpL48). The transcript is spliced from 6 exons. The coding region runs from base 1 to 645 and encodes 214 amino acids. The record is from RefSeq and is a predicted model, not a curated record. Lineage: Eukaryota; Metazoa; Arthropoda; Arachnida; Araneae; Araneidae. Gene Ontology annotation, cellular component: mitochondrial ribosome.
AUGUCAUUAUGGAGCAAACCGACUAGAUGGCUGCUCCGUUUAUUUAUUUUUAUAUUUCAUACAUCCCGGUAUGUAAAUAUUCUAGAAGUAAAGAAUACUUUCUUGAGAACUUGUAAAUGUCUUCCUCUAUUGACACAUCUUAGGCCUACGAACCGUUCUCUGACUGUAACAUCUGUGUUAUCUAAAUAUAUUGAUGAACCUGAUUAUAUAAAGUAUACAAAACCUCAAGUGCCUGUUUAUGAGCUAUUAAACAUUCAGAUAAAGGCUUAUGAUUAUACUGUAUUGGAACAUUACGCUAAACAUGUUCAUAAGAUAGCUCUCAAUAUGGAUUUUGAAGUCAAGGAUGCUUGGGCAACUCCUCACCAAUCUUGGAAAAUCACAAAUUUUGAACCUGGUUCAAAGAAAGUUUCAACAGAGUAUCAUUUAAAUAAAUAUGAAAGAAAUAUUCAGAUAGCAAACUUACCAGCAUACUGUGCUACAACCUUUUUUGAAAUAAUCCAGUCAUCUCUACCAAUGGGUGUGUUUGUUAACAUUCAUCCUCAUGAUGAACAACAUACUGAAAUUCGUUAUAUACCAGAUUUUGAACUUCUUAUAUUGAAAAAGCAAUUAGAUGAAUUACUGAACCCAGAAGAAAAUAAAAAAUAAUUGUUGAUUUUGUUUA